This is a messenger RNA of Triticum turgidum subsp. durum (durum wheat), 1080 nucleotides long. Lineage: Eukaryota; Viridiplantae; Streptophyta; Magnoliopsida; Poales; Poaceae. The record is from the annotation of a GenBank genome assembly.
AUGAAAACCCUCCCGCCGCUGGCCCGGCAAUUUCCCCACUUUUCCCUCCCUCCCUCCGCUCAACCCCACCCCAGCGCCAUGGCCGCCUCCUCCUCCGCCGCCGCCCCCGCCGACACGUACGACAUCCCGUGGGUGGAGAAGUACCGCCCCAGCCGCGUCGCCGAUGUCGUCGGCAACGCCGACGCCGUCAGCCGCCUCGAGGUCAUCGCCCGCGACGGCAACAUGCCCAACCUCAUCCUCUCCGGGCCUCCGGGGACCGGGAAGACGACGAGCAUCCUGGCGCUGGCCCACGAGAUGCUCGGGCCCAGCUACCGCGAGGGAGUGCUCGAGCUCAACGCCUCGGACGACAGGGGGCUUGAUGUGGUGAGGAACAAGAUCAAGAUGUUCGCGCAGAAGAAGGUCACACUGCCGCCCGGACGGCACAAGAUCGUCAUACUGGACGAGGCUGACAGCAUGACAACAGGGGCACAGCAAGCACUGAGAAGAACCAUGGAGAUUUAUUCCAACACCACAAGAUUUGCUCUUGCCUGCAAUACUUCAUCUAAAAUCAUUGAACCCAUCCAAAGUCGCUGCGCUAUUGUCCGGUUCUCGAGGCUUUCAGAUCAGGAGAUCCUUGGCCGCCUUAUGAUCGUGGUUGCUGCUGAGAAGGUCCCUUAUGUGCCAGAAGGUCUUGAAGCCAUCAUUUUUACUGCUGAUGGUGACAUGAGACAAGCUUUGAACAAUUUGCAAGCUACAGUCAGUGGGUUCCGUUUUGUUAAUCAAGAAAAUGUGUUCAAGGUUUGCGAUCAACCACAUCCCUUGCAUGUCAAGAGUAUGGUGAAAAAUGUACUAGAUGGGAAGUUUGAUGAGGCCUGCUCUGGCCUAAAGCAACUCUAUGAUUUGGGCUACUCUCCUACUGACAUAAUCACUACUCUCUUCCGUGUCAUCAAGAACUAUGACAUGGCUGAAUUUCUGAAGCUGGAGUUGCUGAAGGAAACCGGAUUUGCGCACAUGAGGAUCUGUGACGGCGUCGGGUCAUUCCUUCAGCUUUCUGGCCUUCUGGCCAAGUUUGCUCUGGUGAGAGAAACAGCAAAGGCCUAA